Parnassius apollo (apollo) is the source of this 660-nucleotide messenger RNA. Lineage: Eukaryota; Metazoa; Arthropoda; Insecta; Lepidoptera; Papilionidae. The record is from the annotation of a GenBank genome assembly.
AUGGUAGUCUUUACAGAUAAGAAUGAAUCCAUGGAAGUUAUAAUUCUGCCUGUAAAUAACUCAAUAAUGAUUGAGAAAGCUUUAUUAAACACAAAUUUAGUUGACUGGAAUAGAAAUGUAACAGUACCAUUCGCUAGUCCCGACGUUGUUGAUUUACUUCUGAGAUUAUCCAAACCAAUGAAACUAAAAGUUAUCUAUGAGAACGGUAAAGCUGUUAAACAUCUUUUAGAGAGAAAUUCUACAAGUUUUAACAUUAGUUUUCCAGACGAUACUUAUAUGGCAUCCUUAACGCCAGAAUACAUUGAGACUGUGGACAAAGCUUGGUCAUAUUAUAGCGAAAAAUCGAACGGAUUCUUCAAGACACUAAUGGAUAACGAUAUGACAUACGUCCUUUAUUCGUCCAACGAUCACAAGCCAUUGGCCUGGGUCACUAUAAACGAAGCCGGAGCACUAACGCACCUCUUUUGUCUAGAGCCGUUUAGAGGACGGGGAUAUGCCGAAAUGGUAACGAAAUUUGCUUGCAACGAUCUUUUAAAAAAAGGUAGAAACGUACUAGCUUACACCAUGGAAGGUAAUUUGGCUUCACAAAAAUUGCUUGACAAAGUUGGAUUUAAGGUUAUUGGGCGCGAUUAUUGGGUGUUCAUUAAAAACUAUUCAUAA